Molecule: messenger RNA, 549 nt
Organism: Condylostylus longicornis
Lineage: Eukaryota; Metazoa; Arthropoda; Insecta; Diptera; Dolichopodidae
Exons: 3
Coding region: 1-549 (182 amino acids)
Source: RefSeq, a predicted model, not a curated record
AUGAAACGUAUAACAGAAGCCAAUUUGAUAUUGAAAAAGGACUGGGAUUAUACACUUCUUUCAACAAAGUUAGAAAAUAAAUAUGAAGAAAAUGUUAAUAUGCAUUUUGUGAUGACACGUGUUUCCAGAGGUGUUUAUGCAGUAAGCGGAAAUUUGACCAUUGCAGCAGAUUACGCUAAUGAAAAAAUUAUGAUUUCAUUAGAUAUAUUGAGAAGACCAAAUAAUGGGUAUGAAUACAAACCUUCGCCCCUAAAGUUUCCAAAGCACGAUUUUGUAACGUUUUUUAACACUGUUUAUAAGCAAGUAUUUAUGAAAGAAUUUCAAAAUUGUUCAAAUUUUCCCGUAUUCGAGGGAGAAUUCGAUGCGAAAAAAUGGGCUAAAAAAGGAACCUUUUAUCAUUUCGAAAACUGUGAUCCUGGCAGAGAAGCAGCAUACCCAAAUCAUAUGAAUCCAGGAGUAUACAAACUUAUUAUUUUGAUUGAAGGGGAUCCAUUGGUUAAUAUAAAAAUUACUUUAGAUUUUAGUAUAUUCUCCAAACUGGAUUUCUAA